AUUUCAGGAAAUUCUACUUUUAAUGUUUUGUGCUGCUUCAGGCCCACUGUUUUUCAAUGUUGGUGUGGUCAAAGUUAAUAGAAUUCUGAUAUGUGGCUUGUGAUAUGAGACUUGAAAAAUUAUGUUCUAUCCCAUUAAGGUGUUCAAACGCUAUGUGGAGAUUGGUCGAGUGGCCUAUAUUUCCUUUGGGCCUCAUGCGGGCAAACUGGUAGCAAUUGUGGAUGUUAUCGAUCAGAACAGGGCAUUGGUAGAUGGUCCCUGCAGUGGGGUCAGAAGACAGGCUAUGCCGUUCAAGUGCAUGCAACUGACUGACUUCGUUCUCAAGUUCCCUCAUAGUGCUCGCCAGAAGUUUGUGCGUCUUGCCUGGGAGAAAGAAAAUAUUAAUGAGAAAUGGAAAGCCACAAGAUGGGCACAGAAAAUUGAGGCCAGGAAGAAGAAAGCCAAGAUGACAGAUUUUGAUCGUUACAAGGUCAUGAAGGCCAAGAAAAUGAGAAACAGGAUCAUCAAGCAUGAAGUCAAGAAGCUUCAGAAGGCCACUGCUGCUGCUCCCAAAAAAGCAUAAACUGUCUGCAGUCAAAUAAACUUCAUUUAUAUACACCUAC
Messenger RNA from Heteronotia binoei (common prickly gecko), 602 nucleotides. RefSeq names its product ribosomal protein L14 (gene RPL14). The transcript is spliced from 5 exons. NCBI's taxonomy places the organism in Eukaryota, Metazoa, Chordata, Lepidosauria, Squamata, Gekkonidae. The coding region runs from base 122 to 562 and encodes 146 amino acids. Gene Ontology annotation, biological process: translation; ribosomal large subunit biogenesis. The record is from RefSeq and is a predicted model, not a curated record. Gene Ontology annotation, cellular component: cytosolic large ribosomal subunit; ribosome. Gene Ontology annotation, molecular function: structural constituent of ribosome; RNA binding.